AUGAAACUUAGAACUUUCUACGCGCUGUGUUGCCUCUGCUUAUCGUGUACAGUGGCUGCUGACGAUGAAGAGGAUCAAGGGGAAAAUCGAUCCAUUUUGGAUCCAUCGGAAUUGCUUCAAUCCGAGAAACUUCGUAUUUAUUUAGAUGAAGGCAAUCCGCGGGAUAAGCGAGCAUUGGGUCUGAUCCUAUCAGGAUUGGCGCAAGUGUUUGGUUACGAUGUAAGCCCAAUUCAAGUGGCAUCAUUGCCAAACGUGGAUCCGAGCAAUCCACCUCCUAAUGAAGGUGUGCUCGCUUUAUCAGCUAACCAAACAGCCUCCAUGAAUUCUACCAUGUCCUCUACUACACCUGCACCUAGGCAACGAGAGACUAUCAGAUUCACCGGUGUCCUGAAUUUCGGUAGCAAUGGCAGUCUGUUAACUCAGUUGCAAGAAUACGAGCAGGUUUUCCAUGGAAACAGCACUUCUGGUUCCAUGAUGAACGGAACAACCCCAGCACCAGCAACCCCUAAAAUGCCUGACGCCAGACAACCGGUGGCACCUCUUUUGGUGAACAUACCCUUGCCAGUGAUACCGCAACCAGCUUUACCGGAAAUUCCUCCGCAAGACAUCAAGUUGACAUAUCCCGAACCCAUUCGAUAUAUUUCUGUCACCAGGCAACAAGAAAUGGUAACCAGGAAGAAUGAAAGUUCAGUGAAGCCAACGAGUCAACCGGUCCAAAGUGGACAGAAUGUGAAAUCGCCACCGUUGCAGAUUAAUUACCACUCCGCGAAUGAACCUCCGUGGAAAAAGGAGUAUGAUGAAAGAUUAACUGAACUGGAACGCAAGCAAGCAGAGCAUGCUGAGAUACUGAGACUGCAAGAGGAGUAUCGAAAUCGCCUGAGGGAUUAUGGCUAUGAUAAAGAAGAUGAUAGAGAGUUGAAUCAAGAGAAAGGAAAUAGGGGUGAAGAUUCUAAAUGCAAUGGGAAGGAGAAAGACAAUUAUGAUAAUUAUUCUUCGGUGGAGGAAGAGGAUUCAAGAGAAGGAUAUCAGAAUCAAGGUAGGGUUCCAAGUGAGGGAUCGAAGGAAUUGCAAGACAAUUCUCAGGAGGAUUACGAAACCGAUCAGAGGCCUAAUAAGCAGCAAGAAGAGGGUCCCAUCAAUGAUAAUUACAGUAAUGUUCCGAUCAAUGAGCCUUUGCCAAUCAGCGGCGAUGAUGAACAUCAAUGGCCCCAGCAGCUUAGAAACAGCUAUGGUGAGCUUCUGAAUAGCAGCGAGUUGGAAGAUGGACUUGCAAAUUUUUUUGGACAAUUCAAACAAGCUAGUGGGUUCAAGAUGUCGGAUUCAGGGGGAAACCUGAAUGACGAGGACUCUUCGCGAUCUAUCGAGGAAGAAGACGGGAGCAAUGAAAAUGAAAGGGAAGAACACAAUCCACCAGCGAGGAAUAAGUAUGAAGAAUAUAGUUUGGAGGAUGAUACAGAUACUAAGAGGAAAGAAGAUGAGAAAAAUGCCGAAGAGAAUACGUCUAAUCAGCCUAGUAAAUUAUUCGACAAAUCUAAUAGAAGAAAUGAAUCCCAAUUGGAUGAAAAGAUAAGCGAAGAAGUAGACUUCACUAAUUUCACGCCUCUAAUUGUGCCUGCUCGGUAUGUCUCUGCCCCUGAAGAGACGAAAAAGGCAAAGUCUAGAUUUUCAGCGAUUGAAAAAUUAAAUAGAAUCAAUAAGGUACCUAGCAGAGAUGCUAAUAAGAAGGUACCAAGCAAGACAUCUAGAAGACCGAAGAAGGAAAACCUGAAACCUAAGGCGACUAUCCCAGAACGAAAUUUGCCGAAGAAGCUUCACGAAGGCGAACAAAAGAAUCUACAAGUAUGGCCACCUCCAUUUGAUUUCGUUUUGGAUGGUACCAUUCAACCUGACGAUGUCUCAGGAAGACCUAGUCGAAGGUACGUUAAAGCUCCAAAUGCUGUUGGCAAGGAUGAGACACAAGUUCAAAGAACAAAUGUUCGAAAAACUGAAAGCAGAAUGACCAAUAAUAAUCAAAGAAACCGAGGACACCUAACGUCACCUGAAGACAGCUCACGUGAAAAAUUAAAAAACGGUUCAAAGUUUGGAAAAGUGUCUACGAGACAGUCGACUGAACUAAUGAACCGAGAUAAUCGUACGCGUUCAGCAUCUACGAGCGCGAAACCGCCGCAGCAGCAUUAUCAUCGAGGAACAGAAGCAACAGACUACUGGGACCGUUAUAAGUAUGCCACGAACGACAACUAUAGGACCACGAAUCGUCCAAAUAUCGAGAUAAUACAUCCUGCUCAACGGCAAACUUCGAGGAUGCAACCGAAAAGGUUCGAGAAUUUGAAGCGUAGCACUGAGAAAAGUGUAACUGGUAUUGAGAGCUACUAUACUGACAGAUCUCCAGUGGACACUACGAAAAAGCCUGACGUGAAGAAUCAGAAUAUAGGGGAGUUCCAAGUGAUGGUGCCGCAGUUUGCACCGCCAGGUCCUUUUAUCGAACCUGUACCAGCAUACUUUCAUGUCCCCCUAAUGAAUUACCAGUUUGACCAAAAAGUGGAUAACGAAAAAGAGAUUGACGUAUCUGUGCCACGACAGAACGCCUAUAGGCAUGACGACAGUCUCACGAAAUUUACCAGUGAACCAGAAAAUGCGAAUGGGAAAGUCAGAGUCGGAAGUUACGUUGGCGUUGCUCCCGAUGUGGGGAUUUCGGCACAAAAAACCAUGGAGCUGAAUAGGCCAACGGGUUACGUUGACUACGUUCACAUUUUAUAG
This is a messenger RNA of Nomia melanderi (Alkali bee), 2757 nucleotides long. RefSeq lists its product as uncharacterized. The record is from RefSeq and is a predicted model, not a curated record. NCBI's taxonomy places the organism in Eukaryota, Metazoa, Arthropoda, Insecta, Hymenoptera, Halictidae.